Messenger RNA from Trichogramma pretiosum, 1885 nucleotides. RefSeq names its product U3 small nucleolar RNA-associated protein 15 homolog. The transcript has a single exon. Gene Ontology annotation, cellular component: nucleolus. The coding region runs from base 157 to 1650 and encodes 497 amino acids. Gene Ontology annotation, molecular function: protein binding. The record is from RefSeq and is a predicted model, not a curated record. NCBI's taxonomy places the organism in Eukaryota, Metazoa, Arthropoda, Insecta, Hymenoptera, Trichogrammatidae. Gene Ontology annotation, biological process: rRNA processing; positive regulation of transcription by RNA polymerase I.
UCGGACAUAACCCUCACAUGGUCCACAGAAUCAGACACUUAUACACUACGCGCGCCGGUAAACGCACAUGGUGUUAACCGUACAUAACGACAUAAUUUGUUAUAUACAUUUUUAUAUUUCACAUAAAUACAUUCAUUGAGGCCACAUCAUACCAAAAUGAUUGAAUUCAAGAGGACCAAUGCCAGGUCAUUCCAGAAACCAGUGCCAGAAGCUUUACAAGAUGUAAGUUACAUAAAAAAUUUUAAAUCAACGACGUUGAUUAAAGAAACAGGACCCAUCGACUACAUCUCAGUAUCACCAGUUGAACCGCAUUAUUUUGCGGUCACAUCGUCGACUUGUGUGCAAAUUUUCAACCCUGUCACUAAGUUGGUGAGUCAGAAAUUAAAUAAAUUCAAGAGCAAUGUCUAUGGAGGAUCUUUUCGCAAGGAUGGACGGCUUAUCUGCGUUGGAAGUGAAGAAAGCACUGUCAAACUUUUUGACAUUUUCACGAAAAAUUCCCUCAGAAUAUUCGAAGGACAUACAGCACCAGUGCACAGAACAUUUUUCACCAUGGACGGUUUGCGCAUUAUUUCAUUUUGCGACGACAAAAGUUCGAUUUUGUGGGACAUAAGUACGGCAACAAAAAUCAUGACAUUUGAUCAAGAUCACAGUGAUUAUAUCAGAGCUGGUGCUGUGAGUCCAAUUUCUCCUCAUAUUUUUGUAUCUGGAGGAUACGACAAAAUAAUAAACAUGUAUGAUACACGAGUUGAAAAGAAAGUGUUUAGCGUUAGUCAUGAUGCAGCAGUGGAAAGUAUUGUAUUUACACCAACUGGAGGCUCAUUUUUAUCUGCAGGUGGAACUGAAAUAAGAUUAUAUGAUUGUCUAUCAAAAGGAAAAGUGUUAUCAAGAAUUACACAACAUAAUAAAACUGUGACAUCUAUUGCAUUAUCAUCUAGUGGUCACAAGAUAUUAUCAGGAUCAUUAGACAGACACGUUAAAAUGCACGAUGCUGCAUCAUUCAAAACUAAUCAUUCUGUAGAAUAUUCAAACUCCAUCACAAGCUUAGCUAUCAGUCAAGAUGAUAAAAUGUUAGUUGUUGGUAUGGUAGAUGGAAUGAUUUCUAUCAAAGAACAAAAGAUAGCAGAAAAUGAUGUAAGUGCAUCUGUAAUUCCUGAAAAGGAAAACAAUAUCAAAACUCCAGCAGUUCCAGUAAGUGAGAAAAUUGUCAACACAGAAAAAGAAAUUCUUGCUAAGUAUGACCAAUUCUUAAGAAAGUUUCAAUAUUCCAAGGCAUUAGAUGUGGUUAUGCAAACUUAUACUGUCAAUAGAUAUCCACAUGUUAGUGUUGCCUUAAUUCGUAAUUUAAUCAGGAGAAAUGGAUUAAGACAAGCAUUGAUUGGUCGUGAUGUACGAAAUUUAAAUAAUAUAGUGAAAUUUUGUCUCAGACACUUCACAAAUAUGAAAUUUGGAAGAGUGUUGCAGCAUUGCCUUGACAUUUUACUGGAUGUUGUAGAAGAAAGAAUUGAAGAAAACAGCUUAGAAUCAAGAUCUAUGUUUAAAACAAUGAUUAAGAGAAUAGAAGAAGAAAUAUUAAUAGCUAAAUCAUUGUUAGAGUUACGAGGAGUCCUUGAAUCAAUAAAACUAACAGCUGAAACAAGUAAAAGUACAUGAAUGAUUUAAAUUAUGGAUAGUUUUGUUUUUAUUCAAUGAAAAUUUUGUAAAUUAUUGUAAGAAUAAAGUAAUUGUUGAAAAUACUGUCAAUUUUUGUAAUUGUGAUUUUUGGAAUUAACCAUAAUAUAAUUACUAUUACAAUUCAAAUAAUCUUAAAUAAAAAAAUCUAAAAUUCAUCUCAUUAAAAAUAAAUGUCUAAGGGCCAAUCAUUUUAUGCACAAGCAAUUAAAAAUAU